Molecule: messenger RNA, 6105 nt
Organism: Bombyx mandarina (wild silkworm)
Lineage: Eukaryota; Metazoa; Arthropoda; Insecta; Lepidoptera; Bombycidae
Product: RNA-binding protein Musashi homolog Rbp6-like
Source: RefSeq, a predicted model, not a curated record
CAGUACACGGCCGGACGCCGAACUGCGCAGACAGGCCCACGAUGCGCGCUCGGUGAAAUAAAUAAUUCGCGAUGUUGUUCGAAAGCCCCAACGCUAAACUGUUCCCGGCCUUCAACAUACCUCCACCCGUCAGGCUCAGCGGUGCUCUGGGCGGCGUGGAAGUCCUAGAUGGUGGAUUGGUAGGCGGUGAACUUGGUCACGUGUUGAGCGCGCAGGCCGCGGCACACGCAGCAGCUACUGCCCAUCAUCAGCAACAACAAAUAGCUGCACAACAGAUUAAAAACUCUCCGUCAUCAGGCCGUUCAUCACCAGUUCAACCCACAAAUGGCACCACACCAGCUACGGGCACCACUUCACCAUCGCCAAGCAAGCUCUUCGUGGGGGGCCUCAGCUGGCAGACGAGCUCGGAAAAGCUACGAGAGUACUUCACAAUGUUUGGAACUGUCACUGAUGUUUUGAUAAUGAAAGAUCCUGUUACUCAGAGGUCGCGCGGGUUCGGCUUCAUCACGUUUCAGGACGCCUCAUCCGUGGACAAGGUCCUAGCCGUGUCCGUGCACACGCUCGACGGGAAACGGAUCGACCCCAAACACGCCACCCCCAAGUCCGCUCCGCGACCUACCAAGACCAAGAAGAUAUUCGUCGGCGGAGUCGGGCAGGACACCUCCGCCGAGGAGGUCAGGGCGUACUUCUCGCAGUUCGGCGUGGUCGAGGAUGCGGUCAUGCUGAUGGACCAGCAGACGAAGCGGCACCGCGGCUUUGGCUUUGUGACGUUCCACUCGGAGGAGGCGGUGGAGCGCGUGUGCGACAUUCACUUCCACACGAUCAAGAACAAGAAGGUGGAGUGCAAGCGCGCGCAGCCCAAGGAAGCGGUCGCGGCGGCCCCGCUGGCGCUCGGAAAGCGGCUGGUGGUGCGCGGGGGGCGCGGCCUGCUGUACGGGGGGCUGCCCUCGUACCGGUACGCGCCCUACGCGCUGCCCUCCGCCCCCGCGCUGGUGCCGCCCGCCCCCGCGCCCCCCGCACCCCUGCCGCAGUUCGGCGCCGCCUACUCGCUGGCCGGGGUGGACAUGUCCUCGUUCCAGGGCGUGGACUGGAGCGCCAUGUACCACCUGCCGAUGUACAUCUAACUCCCCGUUCCUGAACACGUUUUCUUUCGUUAGCCGGUGCAGGUCUCGGAGUGGCCACAGAGGAAUGAUCAGUAUUCGAACUUAGUUAAGUUUCGGCUCAUUACUGUUAGGUUAAGGAGUUCGCCGCCCGCUGCGGGCCUCAAAGAUGAGCAUUUUUUUUAAAUUAAAAAGUCGGUAGUUCGGUUUCCCGGCGUGUGCGUUGCGUUGUUUCUUCUAGAGAAUUAGCCCUACUCAAUGCACUCAUUGAUUCUGUCGGUGUAGUAACAUGACAGGGUCCUUUAGAGACCGACGGAAGCGUCACACAGGACUCGCUAUCGGAACUUGAACGUCUUUAAGAGAUCUCACAAUAAUUUAGUUGCGAUAUUACUUUUUUUUUUUUUUCAAGAUAGUAUAUAUAUAUUAUAUACACUAUUAUUAUUUUUGUCUUGGAUUUUGUAAUUAGUUUGUAGUAGUAUUUAGUGCACGUUCGUUGGCAAUACCCAUAUGUAUUGAUAUGACUUUAAACGCGAGGACUGUGUAUAAUUUUUGUUUUGAUGAAUCUCAUUCGCAGCUAUGUAUUUUUUUAUUAAUUUAAACUAUAAUAUAUUUAGCAUAACUUCUGAAGGGCGGGGCGGCCGCGAGCUGCAACAUUAUUUGGUUACUCAAGUGGGGUAAAAAACACUUGAAGAAUAUUUCCAAUAGCCCAUAUGAAGGUGGAUUUAAUUGAAGGCUGUUUAAUGACCUGGAUUUAAAGUAUGAACUGUCUCGCGGCCCCCCUCUCCUCCCUUCAGCUCACAAUACUCUACAUAUCUAACUGACAAGCAAUUCAUUCACGUAUGUAUGUUUUUUGUAGAAUAGCGCCUCGUGAGGUUCUGGUACCGUUUAGACGUAUAAUGUACCUUAAAAUCUACCGAAUCGGUAGAUUUUGGAGCGUGGCAACAUUUUUCUCAAAAUGGCGGCCGUGACAAUGGCAACAUCGUCUAAACGGCGCUGCAACUGUGGGCGGUUCCUAGUGCGUACAUUAAUAAUAACUUAGUUUAGUGCGAGGGAAUGCUACUAACACCGUGAGUGUCACAUGACAAUAAGCUAAGUAUAUAAGCCGCUGUAGAUUGUAAACGCCGCCUGACUUUGCCUAUGUUUAACACUAGCGAGUGACUGGACCCGUUAGUCGGGUCUGUAGACUCCUUCAUGUAUCAACUUAUCAUAUCUGUAAGGUUUGUACUUAAAAGCUGCUAUUAAAGCUUAGGCUAAAUAUAACUUGUAUCAACUUGGAACGCUUGUAGGUGCGACGUGAUCUGAGUACUCCGACGCACCGCGUCUGUACUUAAACAUAUACAAGUGUUAUUCGCGUUAAAUUUGCGCAGUCUGUAUAAAAAAUUCGUUUUCUAAUUGAAUUUGCGGGUACUUAUUGUUUUAAGAUCCUCAUACUAAGUAUAUAUUGUGGACUCGUGUCAUUUCUGACUGGAUGUAGUAGUGUGAAAAGGAUCCAAUACAAAAUUUAUAACAGAAUUAUUAACAAAGGUAAACUUUUUUAACUAAUAAACUUUAAAUCAGGUAUCCAGGAGGUAGAAAAAAAUCCAAAAUAUGCAAAUGGUUCCUUCUUGUUGAAUCGCGUUCUAAGGAUACCUUGAUAUUAUCUAGGACCUCGAAUAAUUGCUAUGUCUAAGCUUGACCUUGAUAUUAUCUAGGACUUCGAAUAAUUGCUAUGUCUAAGCUUGACGACUCGUCGAGUCGAUCUGCGGUUGUGUACUUGUAUUAUGACUUAGUUUAACUCGUAGAGUCUGUAUGUCGUUCGUACUCGUCUCUAUACAAGCCGUGUACGACUUGAGAGCAAUAAUUUUUUGAACUAAAGUAUAUACUUAUCCGACUUAUCAGUAUUAAAUUUGUAGUGUCCAAAUUUUGAUAGUUUUAAAAUCAUUUUGCUAAAACUCUUUGUGCUCAAAUCGAGGGUAGUAGGGUGACAAUAAAUUUGGCGGAAAAAAUAUCAUAGAUCCCAUAGCUAAGCCGUCGAUAAGCCGUGCUGAUUGCAACGUCCAAGGAGGUAAGGCUAACCUAAGGCUAAAGCUGUGCUAAAGCUAAAACUAAUUACUGUAAAACGAAUUUUCGUUUCGUAAUUAAAAAAUACUAAAUUAUGACUUCAAUUAGAUCCAGUAACUGACAACAGUCGCUUCUGCCACUGAGUGGCGUCUUUGGACCCAUGUUUUUGAAUUACGAACCAACUAGCAUCCCAAAAAAUAUAAUAUUACGAUACAUUGAAUAUGUUCUGGUAUUUUCUGGAAACAGAAGGGCGCUCUAGUUGGACUAGUAGAUCUUUCUCGAACUUUUCUAUGACCGCCUUACCACCGGGCGCUGUCUGCCGGAUAACUAUCUUCGCAAUGUAAAGGAUGAAUAGGUCGUUAAUUGAAAAGUGCAGAACUUUGGAGAAAUCGCAGCGACCACGUCCUCUGUAGUGUAUCUGGAAAAAUCCUAUUGAAUUCUUGAUGAGCAAAGGUUUUGUUGUUUAAAUUAUAAUCUUUAUCGGUUGAAAUAGAACGUCUUAAAUUGUAGUAAUUGGUUAGCAUGUCUCGGUGCAAAGCAAAGGCCUCCACGUUUCAUAGACAACUCGCCGACUAUGGAGUAUACUCUGCUUUAAAUAUGCUUUCGACUAUAGCAAAUGUGCUACUUACUACCUAAGGCAGUAAACUUGUUUUUACAUUAAGGCAUACCAUGGAGAAUUAAACAACCGCAUCACAAGUGAAAUAAAAUGAUCUAUGAUUUCGCACUGUGCUUGGACCGAGCGCUUCCAAGUCACCGAUACGACGGUAAAGCUUAGAUCAGUUUUGACAUUUAUAAGCACGGCUAUUAUGUCAAGGAUUGAAUUUAAACGUAAAAACAAAAGAUUUAGUAGAUUUGAGUGGUGUGUCUUUUAAGUCUUAGCUUUUCGCUUGUGUUGUCAGCAUAACAGUGAAAUAGAAUCUUUUUAAUAUAAUUGGCCGAUGUACUUUGGUACUAUUAAGAUUAAUUAAAUAAUUAGCGUUAGUUUCGAAAAGCAAUACUUAACCCCUGUGAUUAGCAAGUAUUAUACUAUUAUACAUAUGUAUUAUAUAUAUAUCUAUCAACCUAUAUACAUAAAAAGACAAAAUGUGGUUGUGUUUGUGCAAUUUUUAGGAUAAGUCGUGUGUUCCGGACUUGGUCCUUUACUAUUUAAUGACAGUAUUAUCUAGUUUUGGAAAUUAAAUAUUUAUUUCUCAAAGUAAAUGUUUGCGAUUUUAUUUACAUUAACAAUAAUUGAUUUAUGUCUGAACUUUAAUUAUAGUAAGAUUUAAUCCGCAUCACUGGCUCGACUGACGUUUUUACUCUUCCAUCUUCCAACUUUGGUAAAAUUUAUCUUUUGAAGGUUCCCAUGUGAACCGGUGUCUUAAAUUUUAUCGCCAAGGUGGCUUCUGCUUACAUUCCUACUGUUGUUACGGUCUAUAAGAAUCAUUGGUGUAUGCAACUUAACCAAAACCAAAGGUAAACAAAUACUCGCUGUGCAUAUAACUCCUAGUUUAAAAGAAUAGUAAUAACGCCGAUUCACUCCGACAAAUGGACAAUGUUAAGCUGUAAAUGCUUAGAUUGCAUCGUUGACAGCGAAAACUUCCGAGUGAAUAAUAAAAAAGCUUCUGCUAAUUAUUUCUCAUUCAGAAGGCACAUAAACAAUCGUCUUGUACUGAGUAUGUAUCUAAAUUUAAAUGAAAUAAAAUCGCAAAUAUUACUAGGUCACUUCUAAAAAAAAUUAUUUUGUAUUUUUGUCUAAAUUUGGUAAUUUAAUACGUCUGUAGUUGAUAGUUUGUUUCGGUAAUGCUUCGUCGGUUCAAGUCAGGCGGCGAUAUGUAGUGCAGAGUGCAUGCGGUAGCUUGGCCGACAAGUCCCAGUCGGUCCACUCUUGUAACCGUGGUGUGUGGGUACAUAAACAAACAUUUAUGAAGUUAGUUAAUAUAUUAUGCUGUUCUACUGAAUUAAACUAAUUGUCUUGUUGUGUAAAAAUUAUAACCCCAAUAUUUGUAUUAAAACAAAUGUUUUCAAUGCGUUGAAAGAUUUGGAUUCACUAUCAAAAAAAACUUGUGUGCAACUAAAUGUGUCAAAUAUGAUGAAUAUUAAACUAAAAUGUAUGUUGUGGCUUUGGAAAGAAAAUGUGCAAAGUUUUGAUUUUGACGACUCUUCGGACGCGUCCCCACAGACCACGGCUAUCGAAUGCUAUCAUUUCACGUGUACACACAUACCUGUCCUAUAAUUAGCAGUAUUGUAAGUUUAAGUAGUUUUAGUAUCUUACCCUGAGAUUUUAAAAUUGAAGAGGAACGUCUUGACUAAAGAAACUCAUGUCCCUCGUUUUCCGUUCUUCUAAAUUGUCAGUUCAUAAGGCCUACAAAAAAUGUGUAAUUGCAAUGGAAUGUACUUAAAUUGAAUUUAAUCUUUUUUUUUACCGGGCUAUAGACGUUCCUCAUAUUAUGUUACACCUUUUGUAUAAUAGAUCUUUUAUUUCCUUGAGAAUCUCAGUAUUAGAAGAUUACGAGUUGUCUUACCUAACAUCCCCGCCGCUAACGACUUGCCAAAAUAAAACGUGCGGUGGUAAUUAGUACUUAAUAAUUUUCCUAUUAAAUUUAGUAUAUGUUCUGUUCGAACUCCCGCGGCCUCUAAAACUUAACUUUGACGCUGUCAAUGUCAAAAUUGCGCGGGAAUUUUUAAGCGGGAUUUCAAAUAGACUACACGCCACUUGUAUUAAUUUAUGUAUGGUAAGCUGGUUUGUUUUGUCUCGACUAGUGUUUUUUUUUCUUCAAUGGUUUGCGGAUCGUAGGUCAUAGCAUCGUAGUACUUAGUCAUCUAGAAUCCUUGCUAUAACUUUGUUCUGCUGUCUCUUUUAAACGAGAUUUAGGACAGAGUUAAGUUUAUGCAAGGAAAAUAGAUCGCUCUCUUAGUUUAGUUUGCCCGUUUGUAUGGAGCACUAGUAUACUCGAAUGUGUCAUUACAUGGAUAUGAUUAGAAA